Messenger RNA from Cercocebus atys (sooty mangabey), 4634 nucleotides. It is a transcript of the gene GNAL, whose product is annotated as guanine nucleotide binding protein (G protein), alpha activating activity polypeptide, olfactory type. Gene Ontology annotation, biological process: adenylate cyclase-modulating G protein-coupled receptor signaling pathway. Gene Ontology annotation, cellular component: heterotrimeric G-protein complex. Lineage: Eukaryota; Metazoa; Chordata; Mammalia; Primates; Cercopithecidae. Gene Ontology annotation, molecular function: GTP binding; GTPase activity; G protein-coupled receptor binding. The record is from RefSeq and is a predicted model, not a curated record.
UUGCCGCAACUGCGGCUCCAGGUGCUGACUGCACAGCCACUGCGGUACUGUCCGCAGCUGCGCGCCGGGCUCAGUCGGCAUUAUUUACGGUACAGAAUACUCGCCCGCGCGGCAGUAUUUACGGUAACGAAAGCCAGCUGUAUUUACGGUAGCGAGGGCUGGACCGGCGACGGCAUUUACGGUAACGGGGCCGGGCUCGCUGAGGCCCGUCGGCUUGGCCCGCUCUGGGCGUUAUCAAGUGAUCUCCAGCCAAGGCGGCCGCCACCCCCUGCACCCAGCGGAAAAUGCAAAAUGGCCCUCUGGGGCAGUGAGGGGCCGUGGCCCUCGGCCCGGGCCUGCCGCACCCCCUUCCCGCAGCUGGCGGCCGGCAGCGCUGAACAGGGUCCGGGUGUAGCCCCCUCUCGCCCCUCCGCAGGGGCGCCGGCCUGAACUGGGCGCGGGAACCAGGCCGCCCUCGGCGCCCAGCCCGCCCUAGUCCCGCGCGCCGCCCCCGCCGUGCCGCGCCCACAUGGGUCUGUGCUACAGUCUGCGGCCGCUGCUUUUCGGGGGCCCAGGGGACGACCCCUGCGCGGCCUCGGAGCCCCCGGUGCAGGACACGCAGCCCGCCCCGGCCCCGGCCCCAGUCCGGGCGGCCGCAAGGGACACGGCUCGGACCUCGCUCCCUCGGGGCGGCGGCGGGAGCCCGGCAUGCGCUCGGCCCAAAGCAGACAAGCCGAAGGAGAAGCGGCAGCGCACCGAGCAGCUGAGCGCCGAGGAGCGCGAGGCGGCCAAGGAGGCGAGGAAAGUGAGCCGGGGCAUCGACCGCAUGCUGCGCGAGCAGAAGCGCGACCUGCAGCAGACGCACCGGCUCCUGCUGCUCGGGGCUGGUGAGUCUGGGAAAAGCACUAUCGUCAAACAGAUGAGGAUCCUGCACGUCAAUGGGUUUAAUCCCGAGGAAAAGAAACAGAAGAUUCUGGACAUCCGGAAAAAUGUUAAAGAUGCUAUCGUGACAAUUGUUUCAGCAAUGAGUACUAUAAUACCUCCAGUUCCGCUGGCCAACCCUGAAAACCAGUUUCGAUCAGACUACAUCAAGAGCAUAGCCCCUAUCACUGACUUUGAAUAUUCUCAGGAAUUCUUUGACCAUGUGAAAAAGCUUUGGGACGAUGAAGGAGUGAAGGCAUGCUUUGAGAGAUCCAAUGAAUACCAGCUGAUUGACUGUGCGCAAUACUUCCUGGAAAGAAUCGACAGCGUCAGUUUGGUUGACUACACACCCACAGACCAGCCAAAGAGGAAAGCAAGCACGUGUGCGGUUGUUCCCUGCUUUCCCCAAAUAACUGUGUUCCUCUUGCUCUUCCACAGCAUGUUUGAUGUUGGCGGCCAGAGGGAUGAGAGGAGAAAAUGGAUCCAGUGCUUUAAUGAUGUCACGGCUAUCAUUUACGGUCGCAGCUGCAGUAGCUACAACAUGGUGAUUCGAGAAGAUAACAACACCAACAGGCUGAGAGAGUCCCUCGAUCUUUUUGUGAGCAUCUGGAACAACAGGUGGUUACGGACCAUUUCUAUCAUCUUGUUCUUGAACAAACAAGAUAUGCUGGCAGAAAAAGUCUUGGCAGGGAAAUCAAAAAUUGAAGACUAUUUCCCAGAAUAUGCAAAUUACACUGUUCCUGAAGACGCAACACCAGAUGCAGGAGAAGACCCCAAAGUUACGAGAGCCAAGUUCUUUAUCCGGGACCUGUUUUUGAGGAUCAGCACGGCCACCGGCGAAGGCAAACAUUACUGCUACCCGCACUUCACCUGCGCCGUGGACACAGAGAACAUCCGCAGGGUGUUCAACGACUGCCGCGACAUCAUCCAGCGGAUGCACCUCAAGCAGUACGAGCUCUUGUGAGGCUGCUGCUGCCACCCCGCGAUGGAGCGGCGCCCCAGACCGCCUGACUGCCAGCCCCAUGCCAUGGUAGGAGGCAGGGUCUCUAGUUCCAUCUCGCUGCCGUCUGUCCCGUUCUGUGUCGACCACCAAGCCUCUGGCUACCUCUGUCCCCUCAGGUUUGGUUGUGUAGCUUCUGUUGUCAUUGAAUACGACCUUCCGCAGCAUCCCACCCCCAAACCACCGACUCUCAUUGCUGACACUGCAGCAGAAUCUCUCCGGGUGGGAGCCCCUUUAUUCAUUCUCCCUUUAUUGAUUCAUCGAGGAGAACUUGGUAGAUGGGGAGAAAGCGCAGUUUGCUUUUUUUCCCACGUUGUCAAGCGUGACCGCAAGAGCGUACGUGCAGUGUGCCCUGAGCCGCGGCCCUCUCUGAUUUUCCCUUUAUGAAGCUGCAGGUUGACGAGCGAUGGUCCCUUCCCAUCGGCCUUAGCCCUAGACUUAGAGUCGACCCCAAGCGACAGAGUGACCAGAAACCCUUUUACAGUCACAUUCAGAGUCGCUGCUGGCCUCAGGCAUUUGAAUUAGAGCUACUUUGAGCCUCUUACAUUUAGGCAGAAAACCUACCAUGUUCACUACUGCAAACUCUGUCUUGUGUAAAAAUGAUUCUCUAAACUUUCACUAUACUUAGGCAUAGUCUUCUUUCUCAGAUUCUCUUUGUUGUUGUCCCUAUUGCUGGUUUAUUAUACUGUACAGACCACAAAAUGUAAUAUUCUUUUGUAUAACUACUAAAGAAAAAUCCUUGUAGAUCUUUGUGCCUUUACCAUGGCUAUCUAUACCUGUACAUGAAAUGUGUUUGUAUCGUGCUAAAGAGCUUAAUGUCAACAUUACCUGCUGCUUACUCUGAAAAAAGGAAUGAAUGGUAGCUGUAGAAUUUAGGAUAUUUCAUAAGGUUGGCACUUUAUAAAAUACUCCCUGAUUUAAAAAAUUGUAAGUUAUACACAUUAAUCAUCCACAUUCUACCAACAGUGUCGUACCAACAUCACAAGCUGUUGCAACCACCUGCUCGCUCUUCUCUGAGCUGUAAAAACCUGAACUCAAUUCAGGGGUACAAAUUGCAAUCUAAUCUUUUCAGGGUACCAGGCACUUUUUUCUCUCUCUCUAGACAAUAUGUUUCCUAAUUAGUCUGCUAAUGAAACACUCCUUCAAGUUCCCUAAGUGGGAACAGGUCCACCAUUCCCCUUAGUCAAAACUUUGGACACAGGCUACAUCAUACAAGUAAGCAAACAGUAAGAGAAAAACAAAACGUGACGUGUCAAUGUUUGUGUCUGGCCUAGGAGAAUAAGGAUGACAGCUUCACUUGCCUUUUGAAGAAGAAACAUUACAAAACCUUAAUCUGAAGUAUAAAGUCAAAAGAUACGGCUCUUUCUCACACUCGCAAGAUUUACAAAUAUAGCCUCAAACAUUAGGACACACGAACAGUAUCUAGAAAGUAAGAACUGUUGUAGCAAUGACACUUCAUGUUCCAUCUGCAGCCACAGAGUUGAGGGUAGUUUUCAAGGUCUAAAAUAAUCUGUAAAGAUGUCCAAAGUUAAAUUUUCAACAAUACAAAUCUAGAGAAGUGACAGCCUAUUACUUCAUUACUCUCCUUUUAGUCUUUAGUCUGUAAUAUUUUAAAGUUUACUCUAUAAAUCAGCAUUUUGUAAUCCUUUAUAAACUCAUCCAGAUUUAAAUGCUACUUUUUCAUGCAGAAAGGAUGACAACUUUAUAGACAGUCAGUGCAACACACACAUAUUUUAUCUCAUCACCGUCUUCCUGCCCUUCCCAUCCACUGUCUCAUAAAACCCUCAGCUGAACUAAGAUAAAUACAAUAGAAAUUAUUUUCAGUUCCCCUUGCACUGUCAAAGUAAAACAAGAAAACUGAAAAGCUACACCCCCAGCAAGAAAGGGAAGUAUGUUGUUGUAUGCAUCAUUACUCAACAAUUACCCUCUAACUAAACAUCCUGUUUAAGAGUUUAAUUCAAACAAGAGCCAGACUGUUAAGAAAAAAAACAAAAAGAAUAACUUUUAUCUGGCUUACAAUUAUUAAAGCAUUUAUUUUCAGGUACCAAAAGCCAUAUCCCAUUCUACUUUUCAAGUUUCUUUUGAUCACUGACAGGCAUUAUCAGAUGUAACAACUUGGUCUCCUAUAGAGAAAAUUACACUUAUUUAAAAAUCUGAUUCCAUUAAUUGAUCAAGUAUAAAAAUCUAUGAAAACAAUAUGUUCUGCAUAUCACAUCUGUACUUUUUUUUUAAUUAUUUUUUUUUUGAGACGGAGUCUCGCUGUGCUGCCCAGGCUGGAGUGUAAUGGCGCGAUCGCGGCUCACUGCAACCUCCGCCUCCCGGGUUCAAGGGAUUCUCCUGCCUCAGCCUCCCAAGUAGCUGGGAUUACAGGCGUGUGCCACCACGCUUGGCUGAUUUUUAUAUUUCCAGUGGAGAAGGGGUUUCACCAUGUUGGCCAGGCUGGUCUUGAACUCCUGACCUCAAGUGAUCCACCCGCCUCAGCUUCCCAAACUCCUGGAUUACAGGUGUGAGCCGCCGCGUCCAGCCACAUCUGUACUUGCAAGGGUACAGCUUUACGGGACAUAGGAAUUCGAGAACCACUUCACAGGACGAGGGAAACAGCCCAAUAUUUACGUAUACACAUAAUCCCAAGUGUGUGCUGGGGCCACCAGGCCCUUCCUGGGGGAACAAGGACUGUCGUGCAUGUGAGUGACGACAUUAAUAGCAUUUAAUACUGUACAGAUGCAACCUUCGA